AUGCCUGUUAUCUCUGGAUCUACCUAUGACAAUACUCAGAAAAGGUACAAUGUUACGAAAGUGCUAAACCCGGACUUUUCAAUCAAUCUAGAGAAGUAUAGAGAAUAUUCACCAGUUUUUGUUCCAUUUUCCUACCUAUUAUCUUAUGCUUUGAAUUUUGCCGCAGUCAUUGCUGUUUUUGUUCAUUGUUUUUUGUACCAUGGUAAAGAUAUUUAUCAUAAACUGAGAAACAAGAACUUCGGUGGUAUCGAUAUUCACAGAAGAAUUUAUCUGCAGAACUAUAAGGAUACGCCCGAAUGGUGGUACGGUGUACUUCAAAUUGUAACUUUGGGCCUAGGAUUUGUCACAGUGACAAGAUUCUCAACUGGGUUGCCAGCAUGGGCCUUCGUUGUCGCGCUGCUGGUUGCCUUCGCUAAUUUUGUUCCUCAAGGAAUUUUAGAAGCUUUCACAAAUCAGCAUGUGGGUUUAAAUAUCAUUACUGAGUUAAUUUGCGGCUAUAUGUUACCUUUGAAACCAAUGGCCAAUCUGCUUUUCAAACUUUACGGGUUUAUCGUUAUGAGACAAGGUUUGAAUUUGAGUAGAGAUUUGAAGCUGGCCCUUUACAUGAAGGUUCCACCUCGUUUGAUUUUUUUCGUUCAAAUAUACGCAACUUUGAUAUCUGGACUGGUUAAUGUCGGUGUACAGGAAUGGAUGAGAUCAAACAUCAAGGAUAUUUGCACUACAACUCAAUCAAACGGUUUUACAUGCCCAAAUGGUCGUACAGUAUUCAAUGCUUCUAUAAUUUGGUCUUUACCAAGAUAUCUCUUUAAUACAGGCAGAAUAUACAACCCAUUAAUGUGGUUUUUUCUAAUUGGCUUAAUCUCACCACUAAUUGUUUUUGCGUUGCAGCGGAAAUUCCCUAGAGUCAAGGUGUUUAAAAAUAUCCAUACACCUGUGUUCUUCACUGGUCCUGGCAAUAUUCCUCCAAGCACACCUUACAAUUACUCGUUGUUUUUUGCAUUAUCAUUUGUGCUUCAUCGAAUCAAGAAAAGAUGGCCAUUAUGGUUCAACAAGUAUAAUUUUGUUAUGGGUGCCGGUGUCGAAGCGGGAGUUGCAAUUUCAGUCACGGUCAUUUUCCUAUGUGUUCAAUACCCAGGUGGCAGCUUAAGUUGGUGGGGUAACAACGUAUGGAAAAAUACCUAUGAUUAUCAAAGUAAGAGAUACUAUGUUUUGCCUGAGAAUGAAACGUUUGGGUACGAUAAUUGGUGGUAG
Molecule: messenger RNA, 1251 nt
Organism: Zygotorulaspora mrakii
Lineage: Eukaryota; Fungi; Ascomycota; Saccharomycetes; Saccharomycetales; Saccharomycetaceae
Gene: OPT1
Product: oligopeptide transporter OPT1
Exons: 1
Coding region: 1-1251 (416 amino acids)
Biological process (GO): transmembrane transport
Molecular function (GO): oligopeptide transmembrane transporter activity
Source: RefSeq, a predicted model, not a curated record